ACAAGUUAAGCAAACGGCCGAAAUAACGGAGUGUUCUCUCCCGUCGUCGUCUAAAGAUUCAAUAAAAAUAAAACCAAAAAAAAAAAAAAAAAAAAACGAAAAGAAUGCGUGUUUGCUAACUAACCUUGUUGGUUGAAAUCAUUGAAGUAUCAGGCGCUGGUAGCCGUUAGGAAUCUUCGAGCUGUUUUCUUUUUUCAAUAAUUUAAUUUCUGGAGAAUGUUUUGACAGCGUGAAGACUGUUUGAGAUUUUUAGACAAGACGGCCUCUUUUUUCAAAAAUAGUUUGAGUAGAGUGUAAAGAGAUGGCGACGAGGAGGCAGAAAGUGCAACUGUUGGUCCGACUGCUGCUGCUGGCGGAGCUGUUGGACGCCAGCACAGAGGCGGAAUCGUCGGACAGAAAAAUUAAUCCGGAGUCUUGGCUGCAACAGUACGGUUACCUUCCUCCAGGGGACAUGAGGACCCACACGCAGCGCUCCCCUCACUCUGUCUCCUCAGCCAUUGCCGCCAUGCAGAGGUUCUACGGCCUUACGGUCACCGGCACAUUUGACAGCAACACCAUCGAGGCGAUGCAGCGACCUCGCUGUGGUGUGCCAGACAAGUUUGGAGCUGAGUUGAAGACCAACUUGAGGAGGAAGCGUUACGCAAUCCAGGGCCUGAAGUGGACCAAGAACCAAAUCACAUUUUCGAUACAGAACUACACACCAAAGGUGGGCGAGUACGAGACUCAUGAAGCCAUCAGGAGGGCCUUCAAAGUGUGGGAGAGUGUCACCCCACUGCGAUUCCAAGAGAUCCCGUACCAUUAUAUACGGGACAAGGUGGAGGAGUUUGCAGAUAUUAUGAUUUUCUUUGCUGAGGGUUUCCACGGUGACAGCAGCCCUUUCGAUGGCGAGGGAGGUUUCCUGGCACAUGCUUACUUUCCUGGCGUUGGCAUCGGGGGUGACACCCAUUUUGAUGCAGCUGAGCCUUGGACGAUUGGAAACCGGGAUCUGUUGGGCAAUGACAUAUUUCUGGUUGCCGUGCACGAGUUGGGGCACGCACUCGGUUUGGAGCAUUCCAACGACCCCUCAGCCAUCAUGGCUCCCUUUUACCAGUGGAUGGACACUGAGAACUUCCAACUUCCUGAAGAUGACCUCAGAGGCAUACAACAACUUUACGGCUCUGGAUCAGGACCUCAGCCACCAUUUGUGACACCUCGCAUGCCGACGGACACAACCCCCAGCUAUACACCAGACAAGCCUCGUUUUGGCCCAAACAUCUGCGAGGGACACUUUGACACCAUCGCCAUCCUCAGAGGAGAAAUGUUCGUAUUUAAGGAUAAGUGGUUUUGGCGAGUGCGUAACAACCACGUGAUGGAUGGUUACCCCAUGCCCAUUGGUCACUUUUGGAGGGGACUGCCUACCCUCAUCAAUGCUGCUUUUGAAAGAGAGGAUGGGACAUUUGCUUUCUUUAAAGGUGACAGAUACUGGGUGUUUACUGAAUCUAUUCUCGAUUCCGGUUACCCCAAGAAGCUGAAGGAAAUGGGCACUGGCCUCCCUAGAGAUCGGAUAGACGCCGCACUUUAUUACACGCCUACUGGACAGACGUACUUCUUCAGAGGAGACAAGUAUUACCGUUUUAACGAAGCAUCCCGAAGUGUUGACGAUGGUUAUCCAAGGCCUGUUAAUGUCUGGCAAGGAGUCCCUGACAAUAUAAAGGCAGCUUUCAUGAGCAAAGAUCAAGCGUACACCUACUUUUAUAAAGCCAAUAAGUACUGGAAGUUCAACAACCAGAUGAUGCGCGUGGAGCCCGGAUACCCGAAAUCAGCGCUGCGCGAUUGGAUGGGUUGUCCCAACGAAGACCCCAAGACGGACGGUGGAAGAGGCGGCCACGACAAAGACAAGGAGCGGGACCACAACGACGACGACAAGGACAGAAGCAGAGACAGGGAGACGGACAAAGAAAGGGAGAGAGAGACGGAGACAAAGGUGGAGCGAAAGGAGGAAGUGGAGGACACGGAGGUGAUCAUUAUCGAGGUCGAGGAGGAGGGGAGGGCGGGAAGUGGCGGGGGGGCGGCAGCUGUGGUUAUUCCUUUGUUCCUGCUGGUGUGCGUGAUCGCAACGCUGGCAGCUUUGGUGUUUCUCCGUCGCUACGGUACUCCUCGCCGCCUCCUCUACUGCCAACGUUCCUUACUGGACAAAGUGUAGUUGGAACAGGAGAGGAGAGGAAAGAGAGAGAAACAAAUGGAAGGCGCAAAAUGCGAUCAAAUGUGAGGAAGCGCCAGCACGUUUGACUUUUGAGACCACUGCGAGGUUCUGUUUGCUCUGCGCCUCAAGCACGCCGACCUUCCGUUUGCUUCUCUGUCUUUGUGGUGACUGACGCCAGCUCACGGCUGUUUGUUUUGUUUUGUUUUCGCCUUUUUCAAUGUCUACUUUUCAAGUUGACGUCAUCGGUCAGCGUUUGUGCCCGCUUCACGGCGUACCAUUGGAACGUGUUCGUCUUUGUGUCAGCAAAUUCUGCAUUUGAACCCCCCACCCCCACCAGCAAUAUACAAUAUGACACACACACAGACACUCAUGCAAAAGCACAUUUCUUUUAAAACCACAAACUUAUUGGUUUUUAACCUUCUAGUAAAACAUUACCGAGCCAGUGUGAACCAUGAAAGGGAAAAAACCCACCAGCAUGAGCAAUAAACUGUUUCCCCCUUUUUUAUAUAAAUGAUGAUGCUGUCAUUAUUAUUAUGACUAUUACUAUUAUUGUUGUUGUCUGUGUAAUGAAUGUGUUUUUUUUCUUUUGUACAUUGUCAUUAAAAAGUCCUGCUGGACAGUGACAUACAUUUUGAAAGUGGCCUUAAUUUUAUAUGUGGGAAUCGUGAACUUGGGAUGUGGGUUAUUAUUUGUUAUUGAAACUUGAUUGUUUUUUUUUUAAUCUUCAAAUGAAAAUAAAUCAGAAAUCUGAAAAAAUGCUUCCAUUUUUCAUUGUAUUUGUUUACCAUUUUACAGUCUGGUGCUAACUUUUCUAGUCAGGGUUUAAAAGAAAUCACACAGCAAUGAUGAUGAUACUAGUGAUGAUGAUAAUAAUGAUAAUGAUCUGGUUUUCUCAAUUAGAUUCUGUCUAUGUUCUUUACUUUUUGGACAUUUCCUACAAAAUAAAGACAUUUCAAAAGUA
Messenger RNA from Syngnathoides biaculeatus (alligator pipefish), 3143 nucleotides. It is a transcript of the gene mmp14b, whose product is annotated as matrix metallopeptidase 14b (membrane-inserted). Gene Ontology annotation, biological process: extracellular matrix organization; collagen catabolic process; zymogen activation. The record is from RefSeq and is a predicted model, not a curated record. Bases 302 to 2182 code for a protein of 626 amino acids. Gene Ontology annotation, cellular component: extracellular matrix. NCBI's taxonomy places the organism in Eukaryota, Metazoa, Chordata, Actinopteri, Syngnathiformes, Syngnathidae. Gene Ontology annotation, molecular function: metalloendopeptidase activity; zinc ion binding. The transcript has 10 exons.